ACAGAUUGUGACUGGUUUUGUUAAUCGAAUUUGCGUGAUGAUAAAAAAAAUUCUAAUUGAAUUGGUGGUUUGUUUUGUUUUGUUUUACAUUUAAUUUGAAUUUGGAGAGAUUUCCAUUUUUGGCAAUCAUUGGCCAUGCCUUGGAUUCGUGCGAAACCAAAACCAGUUAGUUUUGAUAUAUUUCUGAUUCGUAUAUUGGACUAUGUUGAAAUGCGCAUCAAAAAUGAAUUACCAAUCGUUCAUCGAAUAAUAUAUCGUUGUCCACCGGAUGAAUAUAUUGUAUUGCGAAGAUUAUUCUGCAUGUUUGGUGGUUAUUUAGUAUGUAAAUUCUUGUUGAUUUUGUGUGUGGAAUUGCCACAAACGCCAGAAGAUAAAGAUAGUAUAUUCAUACAUAAAUGGGGUCUAGUUAUCAUGAUUAUUGGCUUUGUGUUUUCCGUACAAAUUCGCACGGUAAUCUGUCUACUAUUACCAUCAUUGAUUAUUACAUCGAAUGGAAUAUUUUUCUAUUUACGCCUCGUACAACGCACACAACAUGUAUUGUUACCAUCUGUAAUUGGUAAUAUUCGCGCAUUAUGGAGUAUGAUUUCUUGUCUUAUUAAUUUUCGUCAAUCACGAGAGAAAGCUAUGUCACGAUUGGCUGCACGUCCAAUCAUUGAAUGGUUUACUCAUUCAUCGAAUUUAUCAAUAUCGUUAACAGAUUUAAAUGAUUUGCAUAUUGUCAAAGAAAAUCUAACUCAAGCAUUCAAAUCGUUCCAAGUUGAUGUUGAAAAGCUAAAUGGUUAUUGUGAUUCGCUUAUAGAACCAUUAAAAAAUGAUGAUCAUUGUAGUAGCUCAAUGGAAAAAUUAUACAAUGAUAGUAACAUUUUGACCAAACAAAUUUAUAAUCAGGUUUACAAUGUUUGCUACAAAGCAAUGGAUGAAUUUAAUUCGAAUUUUUGUUCAAAAUUGAAUGAACCAUUUGAAAAAUUGGAAAAUUUCAGCAAUCAUAUGUCCAAUUAUGAUUUACUUGAUUCAUUAGAAUUGGUGAAAUCUGGUGAUAAUUUCAAACAAAUGAAUGAAGCAUUAGAAAUGUGGCAAUCAUUAGUUGGUUAUCGAAUGGAUAUUGAAGAAGAAUUUCGUGCCGAAUUCGAAUGGAUUGGAUUGUUUGGUGUGCUAAUUCGUCUAGUAUUUCUUGGAUCACUGAUAUCUGGAAUGAUUCGAGCCAUUUUCUAUCAUAAUCGUUAUCUUAGAUUUUCUAAUUUUGAUAAUCAUUAUAUUGAUCGAUAUUUUUACCAUAUCGAUAAUAAACGUAAAGUAAUGAACAAGAUUCAUUUGUUACCAUUACGUGGUAAUGAUCGAUGGCAACUUAUACCGACAUUCAGUCUAAAACGAAGUAUCUACGAAAAAGCUGUUUAUUAUAAAUUACAAAAGAAAAUCAUUACUGUCACACUUUUAACAUUGGCAAUUGUUCUUUAUAUUGAUUACAUAUUCUCCGAAUGUGUCAACCUGAUGGCAGCCAAAUUAUCAACUAGUGAUCAUUUUGAUUUACUCGUACAUCGAUAUCAUCCUAAAGCUACUGGUGGCAUUUUCGCCAUAAUAAUCAAUAAUUUUGUUGGACAUUUUCAUUUUAAUUAUACGGAAUUAUUUCGUCAUGAUUGGCAUACAUGUCGACAAUCGAAUCCCAAACAAUUAGGAUGGCCCCAAUAUCAGGAUAUUUUCGCUGAUUGUAUAUUGCUAAUGCUUUUACAUUCAUUGGCCAUACAUUUUGUUCGUUGUAGACAUUUGAUUUGUGAUUUUUUCUAUUAUCGUUAUGGUAAACAAAGAAAUCUUUAUCUUUAUAAUCAAAAAUUAAUAAAUCGAAAACGAUUCCUUCGGUUUCGACGACGACAUAUCGAUACUAUGGUUCAAGCGAAUCGGAUGUUUGCUAAAGAAUUGGAUCCUAUUCAUCAAUAUGAAAUUGAAAAGAAGAAAAUUUCAAAAAAAUCUCCAUUAAUUCGACGAUUUUACGAAUUUAUCAAACGAAAAAUUCUUACACAACGUAAACAAUGUUUCACUUGUCAUGUUUUGAUCAAACCACCAUAUUAUUUUUGUUCAUCUAUAAAUUGUCGUUUAAUCUAUUGUGAACCAUGUUUCAGCGAUUUUCUUCUCACCUGUCUGAAUUGUGGCGUCAAUGGACCACCAUACGUUUGUUUGUUUGAUUGAAUGAAUGAACC
Messenger RNA from Dermatophagoides farinae (American house dust mite), 2192 nucleotides. RefSeq lists its product as uncharacterized. The record is from RefSeq and is a predicted model, not a curated record. Lineage: Eukaryota; Metazoa; Arthropoda; Arachnida; Sarcoptiformes; Pyroglyphidae. Gene Ontology annotation, cellular component: membrane.